AUGGAGACAGACGAACAUAAUGUACAAAAUCUCAGGAAGAGAAAAAAUAUCUCUAAUGAUGACGAUAUUAACGGUGAUGACGCUCGUGGUGGUGCUGAUGAUGGAAACAAUAGUGACAAUAAAUAUAAGAGACAUGAUAAUUCUAGAGAUGACGUUCUAACUGAUAGUACUAUAAGACCGUUUUCAAACAUCGCUGAGGGAUAUGAUGAUGGUACGGAUACUGAAAUACCAAUACCAGAAAGAAAGAGGGAGAGAAAAAAGAAAAAUACACAACGCAACGACAAGCCCAAAACGCAGCGAUUGUUAUUAUCGAAUAGCGAGCCCACGAAACGAAUAUCGACGUCACAGCAGCACGGUGUCGAUUCCACCUCCUUGCGCCGAUUCAAGGGUACCACCGCAUCGCAAACUAUAUCCAAAAAAGAGAGUAAAAAGAAAGGAAAGAAGGAUACGAACAAGCUCACCACAGAUGAUGCGACCACGCGCCACAUCGGCGGUACAGCCACAGCGCAGAGAUCCAAGAAUAAGAAAUCGUUACCAUCGCAAAAGGAAAGAAAAAAAGACAGAAUUAGCGAUACGGAUACACGCUCAACAGAGUCGCAACUGGAAACAGAAUCCACCAGUGCAACCUCGGCAAAACCAAAAGAGAGAGACGGUGACAGUGAUGAUAAGAAAGACGAUACAGAGUCGCAGACGGUAGCAGAAAUCACGAGUGCGUCCUCGGCAUCUCUAAAUGAGAGAGAUCACGACAAUGAUGAAAAGAAAGACGAUCAGUCCAAGAAACAACAAAUAUUGUUAUCGGAUAACGAUAUCGUUGCUAGUGAUAAUGUUGAUUAUGAAGAUGGUGGUGCUGGCGGUAACGAUGAUGAAGAUGAUGAUGAUACUGAUAAGAGGUCAUCAAAGCGAAUGUCGAUAUUACGGCAUGGUAACGAAUCCACAGGCGACAAUUUACACAACGAGGCUGACACCACACCGCAAACAUUAACAUUAUCGAAAAGACAAAAUAUUAGCGAUGCGCCGUCGUCCGAAGAAAAUAUAAAGCACCAGACGAGCACCAAACGACUAAAAAUAUGCGAUGCCAAUAUUACUUUAUUGUCACCCAAAAGAAAGGGUGACAAGCAGAAGCAAAUUAUCGGCAAGAUUCUGAAAGAAUAUAAGAUAACUAGCCUAGAAGACGAUGCCGAGAAGAAAAUUAUCGGCAAGCUUCGGAAAAAGUAUAAGAUGAAGAAAAUUAUCGGCAAGCGUCUGAGAGAAUACAAGAUAACUAGCCAAGAGGACGAUGUCGAGAAGAAGCGAGAAGUGUCCGUCGGUGGUACAACAGCGAGGGUCGACAGCGACCAAGAUUUACGGAAAAAUUUUUCAACUUGA
Molecule: messenger RNA, 1365 nt
Organism: Penaeus monodon (black tiger shrimp)
Lineage: Eukaryota; Metazoa; Arthropoda; Malacostraca; Decapoda; Penaeidae
Product: putative surface protein SACOL0050
Exons: 3
Coding region: 1-1365 (454 amino acids)
Source: RefSeq, a predicted model, not a curated record